Messenger RNA from Tetrahymena thermophila SB210, 2030 nucleotides. RefSeq lists its product as hypothetical. Gene Ontology annotation, cellular component: cilium. Gene Ontology annotation, biological process: cilium movement; outer dynein arm assembly. Lineage: Eukaryota; Ciliophora; Oligohymenophorea; Hymenostomatida; Tetrahymenidae. The transcript has 13 exons. The record is from RefSeq and is a predicted model, not a curated record.
AAAAUCAAUUACUCUUAAUUAAUUUCAAAAAAUUAAAUUUACUAAUUGAAUUAUAUCCAUUUAAAAUUUAGGUUUAUUUAUAAUCAAUUCAUGACAACUCAAACAAGUAUUCAAAAUUUUAAGACUUUUCAUUCUAGAAUAUUUAGCGCCUCUACAUAGAGGAGAGCAUCAGAUUAAAAUGCUAAGAUGUAGUUUAGCUAAGCAGCUAUGACUUCAAUUUAUAAAGGCAUUAAAAAUAAUGAUAUUAGCUAUAUCUUAGGUUCUCAUAAUAGGACUGCAACUUAAGGAUUUUUACCUUAGCUCAACAAAACUGAAGAGCCAGUUGAUGUCAUUGAAAUAGAUGAAAAGUCUGAUCUAAAGAGAAGGUUGGCAGAAUUAAGGAGAAAGCAUGAUAUUUUGAAGAACAAAGCCAAUAAAAAUGAAACAGAUAUAGAAAAAUUAAAGUUAGAAAAUAAAGCUUUAAUAGAUGAAGAAGAUGUAUUAAAUUCUCAAAAAGAAGGUGUAUUCAAAGAAGAAGAAAGGCUGAGAGAAGAGCAAGAAAACACUACCUUUUUAAUGUAAGAAGCUGAGUGGACUAAAAAAUCUUAUCUUUUUAUGAGAGAUAGACUAAAAAGAGAUAAAAUAGUAAAUUAACUAAAGUAAUAAGCCAUAGAAGAAGAAUUAUCUUGUGUUAGAAAAUGCUAUUAGCAAGCUGAUUACUAAUCCUAAAUGAGUAAGCAAUUUUCCGAUAACGCCUAAAGAAUUUUGGACGAAAUGCUUAAAAACGUUGAAAACGAAAAAAAUUAAAUUGAUAGCAAACUUAACAGCUUUAAAAAUUAGCUAGUUAUGUGGGAAGAAAAUGAAAAAAAAAAACUUGACAGAUCAUUUAGGGAGAAGGAGAUUGCUGAGCACGCAAUUUACGAUAAAGAUGCUUAGGAAAAAAAACUAAGAGCUUUAUUAUUAGUUCAUAAGUUUGUAAGUGGAAUGCUAAAAGAUAAAAUGGAAAGAGAAAUGCAAAAAUUUUAAGUGGUGGAGGAGUCCUUUUAAAAAAUUAAAACAGCUACAGGAUAAACAGAAAUGAAAAAUAUAGUUACCAAAUUUAUAACCAGAGAAUAAACUUAUGGAGAGCUUUUAGGCUAGAUAGCAAAUCAUGAAAAGAAAAUAGAUUAUAUCAAGAAGAGAAAUGAAGGAUUAGAAAAUCAAUUGGUUUAUCUUAAAUAAGAUCUUGUUUCUAUGGAAAUGCAAAUAGCACAAAAAAAGAACAAAGGAGGAAAUAAGCAUCAUGAGUACCUCAAGCAAAUAGAUAACAUGGAUGAAAGGAGAAAACUAGCAGAAUUAAUGAAAGAAAAACUUCACUAGUUUUGUAUAAGAAUAUUAACAAAAUUUGAUAAGGUUAAUAAAACUCAGCCUAGAAAAUAUAGUGAAGAGUUUGGAAAAUAGCAGAUUAAAUAAGCAUUUUAGUAAGUCCAUAGAGUUGUAAUGCAAGAACUGAAAGAAUCUGAAUAAAACGGUGAUAUAGACUAUAUCUUAUCAGAAUUAGAAAAAACUAAAAUUGAAAAAGAAACAUAAAAAGAAGAUUUCCAACGUAAAAAUAUUCGUAUAAAACCUACUCAAACAGGCAAAUUAAACACUUCUCAAUCUAGAGAUUCAUCAUCUAAUUCUAAGUCUACUCCAAACAAUUCUUUCUAUGAAUCAGAUUCUGACAGCAAUGUAGAUGAGAAAAAUGAAUAAGACUAUUUUGAUUUCUUAAGGGAUGCAAGAAAAAAUGAGGAUGGUAUUAUUGCCAAAAAAAUUAAACAUGAAAAAGAAAAGGAGCAAACCAACAAUAUGCCUCCACUUAGGUUCUAAAGUCCUCAAAAAUAACAAUGAAAAACUUUAUAAAAUCUUAAAAAAUAGAUAAAUAAAUAAUUAAUUAAUUAAUUAAAUUAAACUUAAAUUCAAUUAAUAAUGCAAACAAAAAAUCAAGUCAAAUAACUUCAGCUUUUGUAAAUAAAUAUUAUGUGUAUAGGAGUUAUUUUUUUAUUUUUAUAAAAUUCAUUAUUAAAAUUAAA